AUGUCCCGCGAUCUUGCUUCUGCUCUGACAUACAGUAUUUCUGUCUUCCGAAACGUAUUCGCCCCGCAUACCGUACGCUUACGUACGCAUACUGAACAUUAUAGAAAUGCCCUCAAGCUCUUGGCACAAAACGCCGCGCCAACUCUCCGAAUGGAGAAUCUUGAGAUAACUGUAGGCGGUUACAAGGGCAUGCGGAACGAAUUCCCUCCAAAUAACCGGGCCGAGCCCGAAGCAAAGCAACCCUAUAAAAGGCGAGCUUGGCGGGACAGUCUGCCAAAACCGCUCGCUGUCUCUCCUUCUCCAGGCAAGGGAGGGGGUAAUAACUUGGGAGUUCUCCACGAGGAAGAAGUUACAGAAGCAACUACAGUAGCCAGCACGCUCACCAUGGGACGCAAAAACAAAGACACAAGGCCUUUAAAACAGCGAAUAUUGAUGGUGAUUAACAGGCUUCCAUUCUCUGCUGUUAGGAAUGGUGAUGAUUCUUGGUCACUAGAGACCUGUUCUGGGGGUCUAGUAAAUGCUCUUCUUGGAGAUUCUCUUGGAGUUUGUCGUCUAAAUGUGUGUUCAUAUUUUGGCAUAUAUACCUUUUUACAUAACGGGAUAAGACAGAGCAUCACUUCACUUUUCUCACAUUUUGUCAAAGGUGUGAAGGAGCUUGAGGCAAAAUGGAUUGGAUGGGCUGGUCUAUAUGUACCGGAUGAAAUUGGGCAGCGAUCACUUACCAAAGCACUAGCAGAAAAGAAAUGCGUUCCGAUCUUCCUUGAUAAGGAGACAGUUAAUCUGUACUACGAUGGCUAUUGUAACAAUAUCUUGUGGCGUCUUUUCAAUUACCUUGGGCUUCCGCAUGAAGAUUGUAGGCCUGCAACGACCCACAGUCUCCAGCCUCAGUUUGAUGCAUAUAAAAAGGCAAACCAAAUGUUUGCUGAUAUGGUGGCCAGGCAUUAUGAAGAUGGGGAUGUUGUUUGGUGCCAUGAUUACCAUCUCAUGUUUCUUCCAAAAUUCCUGAAGGAAUAUAACAGCAAAAUGAAAGUUGGAUGGUUCCUCCACACGCCCUUUCCUUCUUCUGAGGUCCACAGGAUGCUGCCGUCUCGGUCAGAGUUGCUGAUUUCAGUUCUUGCAGCUGAUUUGGUUGGCUUCCACACUUACGAUUACGCAAGGCACUUUGUCAGUGCUUGCACCCGUAUCCUUGGAUUUGAGGGCACACACCAAGGUGUAGAGAAUCAAGGAAAGCUAACUCGGGUGUCUGUGUUUCCAGUUGGGAUAGACUUUGAUCGGUUUCUCCAAGCACUAGAGCUUCCACAAGUCCAAGAUAACAUCAAGGAAUUGACAGAGAGAUUUGCAGGCCAAAAGGUAAUUUUGGGCGUAGACCGUCUUGACAUGAUUAAAGGGAUUCCUCAAAAGCUAUUGGCAUUUGAAAAGUUCCUUGAAGACAAUCCCAAGUGGCAGGAGAAAUUAGUUUUGCUCCAAAUUGCUAUUCCAACAAGGGACCAGGUUCCUGAGUAUCGAAAGCUUAAGAGCCAGGUUCAUGAAAUUGUUGGGCGUGUUAAUGGCCGGUUUGGAACAUUAACUGCUGUUCCCAUACAUCACCUGGACUAUUCCAUUGACUUUCACUCAUUAUGUGCCUUAUAUGCAUUCAGCGAUGUGAUUCUUUUAACAUCUUUGAGGGAUGGAAUGAAUCUUGCCAGCUAUGAGUAUGUGGCAUGCCAAGAUUCAAAAAAAGGGGUUCUCAUUCUUAGCGAGUUUGCAGGCGCAGCACAAUCUCUUGGUGCUGGUGCCAUCCUUGUGAACCCAUGGAAUAUUACAGAAGUUGCUUUGUCAAUUGGUCAUGCUUUGAACAUGCCAGCUGAUGAAAGAGAAAAACGGCAUCAACAUAACUUUCAACAUGUGACUACCCACACUUCUCAAGAGUGGACAGAAAUGUUUGUAAGUGAACUAAAUGAUACCAUUGCUGAAGCCCAAAUAAGGACAAGGCGAGUUCAACCUUUACUUCCAGUCAAGGCCACAGUUGAAUGUUUUCUGCAGACGAGUAACCACUUUCUCAUACUGGGUUUCAAUGCAACAAUGACAGAACCUGUGGUUAGCCCUGGGAAAAGAAGGGAUGAUCAAAUAAAAGAGAUGGAGCUUAAGUUGCACUCAGAAUUAAAAGAGCCCUUGGCAAUUAUUUGCAACGAUCCAAAGACGACUGUCCUUGUCAUCAGUGGAAGUAGCAGAGCUGUGCUAGAUGAUAACUUUGGAGACUACAACCUGUGGUUGGCAGCAGAACAUGGAAUCUUUCUGCGCUCCACUAAAGGAGAAUGGAUGACAACAAUGCCAGACCUUCUAGAUAUGGACUGGGUUGACAGUGUGAAGGCUGUUUUGGAAUAUUUCAAAGUAAGGACACCUCGAUCUUAUUUGGAAUUUCGUGAGAUUCUACUUUCAUGGAACUACAAGUAUGCAGACGUUGAGUUUGGAAGGCUUCAAGCAUGGGAUAUGCUGCAGCAUCUAUGGACAGGCCCAAUUUCAAAUGCAGCAGUUGAUAUUGUCCAAGGUAGCCGGUCAGUUGAGAUUCGGCCAGUUGGUGUUACAAAGGGCACAGCAAUUGACAGUAUCAUUGGUCAAAUAGCUCAUGCAAAAUCCAUGGUGACACCAUUUGAUUACGUUUUAUGCCUUGGCCACUUUCUUGGGAAGGAUGAAGACAUCUAUGAGUUUUUCGAGCCAGUGCUUCCGACUGCUGAUGAGCCAACAGUUGAUGCUGUCAGGACAUCUUCUAGCAGGUGGUCCUCACCUAAGGUGUCAAAGAUGCCACAUGAGGUGUGGAGGACCACAUCAAGCGCAGAGAGUACGUCUGUUGCCAGGAACAAUGAGGGACCAUCAGUGCUUGAUCUUAACAGCAAUAACUACUUUUCUUGUGCGGUUGGACGGAGCCAUUCAAAAGCACGUUAUCUGAUGGAAUCGUCGGAAGAUGUUGUCUCAUUACUGGUGGCGAUGGCUGCUGCAUUGAGCUCUGAUGAGAAGUAAGAAGGCGAGGACAUGCUGGAUGCCGGCAGCAGUGCAGAUGACUGAUCUUUUGAGGAUGUGAAUAUCAUUUUUUCUCCUUCACUUGAGAUUCUCUCAUUCUUUCCCUUUCUUUCUAGAUGAGUUGGCAGUAUAGAACUCUUUAACUGCUGACUCGAAUAUGUUAGAAAGGUGUUGCAUUGAUCUCAUUC
Magnolia sinica is the source of this 3185-nucleotide messenger RNA. Its product is annotated as alpha,alpha-trehalose-phosphate synthase [UDP-forming] 1-like. The record is from RefSeq and is a predicted model, not a curated record. The transcript has 20 exons. Lineage: Eukaryota; Viridiplantae; Streptophyta; Magnoliopsida; Magnoliales; Magnoliaceae. The coding region runs from base 1 to 2997 and encodes 998 amino acids. Gene Ontology annotation, biological process: trehalose biosynthetic process. Gene Ontology annotation, molecular function: catalytic activity. Gene Ontology annotation, cellular component: cytosol.